This is a messenger RNA of Closterium sp. Naga37s-1, 1032 nucleotides long. The record is from the annotation of a GenBank genome assembly. NCBI's taxonomy places the organism in Eukaryota, Viridiplantae, Streptophyta, Zygnematophyceae, Desmidiales, Closteriaceae.
AUGGAGGACCCACAGUAUGUCGCAUGGAUGAAAGAGCAGAAGAAGCAGGGGAAGCCGUCCCCGUCAAUCAAGCAUAUGGCAAAGGCCAAGCGUGACUCCGCCGGCGCAUCCACUAGCGGAGGCGCACGGCGUGACUACGACGAUGGCGCCGACACUGACGUCAGCGACGACGAUCUCGAAGAGAUCGUCUCGGAAUCAGACAGCGAAGCCGAUUCCGACAACUACAAGGAUGGGAGCAACGACGACGGCCAGGAUGAGGACGGCGGUGAAGAGGCAAGCGGCGACGAACGCAGCACACGCGCGUCGAAGAAGGAGAAGCGCCCGCCUGCACCGCGCAAUAAGCGGGUGUGGUCGGACGCCGAGCUGGCCACCCUCGCGGCCGCACGCUGGAACACAAAGGACGAUUUGAAAGCGAUGCAGGGCAAGCAAGGGAGUCAGUACUGGAUGAAACUGCGUGCACACAUCGUCGAAGGGGACGCCUCGUGGAACCGCGAUGAGGGGCAGAUGUCGAACGCGUGGAAACGCCUGGAGAAAAAGUACCUAAAAACGAAACGUGGUGAAGGGCAGAGCGGCGGGAAAGCAAUCAAGAAAAAGCCGUGGUGGGAGUACAUGUAUAAUCUCAAGAAGCACUCGGCCAAGGCGAAGGCUCACGCACUGGACGGAGGAGGCGCCGCCACCGUGGACGUCCCUGCAUACGCCCCGGUGCCCGGCACCACCGAGCACGCUGGUGACACUCCGCCACCCAAACGAAGGCGGGUAUACGAAACCGCCACUAUGGCAGCAGCAAAGCUGGUGAGCGAUGCCAUCAACUCCACCAACGCGAACGUGGUGCGCCAGCUUCAAGACUCCACUCAGACGCUUGUCGCCGUCAUGAACAUGGCGGCCCUUCAGGCUGGCGUGCGAUUGCAGAUGGCCACACCGCACGCACAACAGGCUGCGCCUCAGACGACGCCGGACCUCGCGCCACCUGUCGACACUACCGACGCCAACAUGGCGUUCACGGAGGAGGUGGCAGAGCAGCCCGAGCCUUAG